UUUUAGUCUUUUCUCGUGUGGAUUGAUAAUUUAACAUUUUCCAUAAAAUGUUUUACACAUCUCUUGUGUUGUGUUUGUGGACUCUGGUUGGUGUGUUUGGUGAUGAAGUGAAGUCAGUGUCAGUGAUGGAGGGACAUUCUGUUACUCUAAACACUAAUAUUACUGAAAUAAAGAGAGGUGAUGAGAUCGAGUGGUGGUUUGGAAACAUCAGCAUAACCAGAAUUGAGAAAUCAGACAUCAAUCUUAUAUAUGAAGAUAUUCAUGAGACUCAAAGAUUCAGAGACAGAGUGAAGCUGAACAAUCAGACUGGAGAUCUCACCAUCACAAACAUCAGAACUGAACACACUGGACUUUAUCAACUAAAUAUUCUUAUUGGAAAUAAUCCGCCAGUCAAAAGAUUUUUUAAUGUUACUGUUAAUGUUUCUCCUACUGUCAGCAUCACUGAGUCAACACAAAAUCCAUCAGACUUUCUGAACAAACAUGAAUUCCAUCAUGAUAAAGGUGAGAGAGUUUUCAUCUUUAAAAUAAUUGAACUGAACUCUUACAGAUGUGUUGUUGUUGUUGUUGUUGUUGUUGUUUAUACUCCAUCAGGAAGACUGCAGUCAGAUCAUAUGGUUGUCAUCUGUUGUGCUGUUGUUGGAUCUCUGAUGAUUGUAGCUUCAGUUUUGAUCUUCUGGAUCUACAGGAAACACAAAAACACACAACAGGAUCAGAGCGCUGAAGAUGAAGACGCUUACGCGAAUACAACAUUUCACAAAAUAAAAACACAAACAAAGGUAAAAUAAUGAUGAUCGGUUUUGUUUCAUUUCAGUGAAUCAGAUUUGCGUGUCGUUUUUAUAGAUAUAAAACAUUGUUAAUAUUCAAUUUAAGUCAUUAUUAUCGGUGUUGAUCUGUUUAUAUAUAUGUGUUUUAAAUGUUCAUAAUCCACAUGACUGAGUUUUUUUUCUCUUUUGUGUUUUCUUACAGAAAUCUGAAAUAACAGAAGUGGUUUACACAUUUUACAAUAUUAAAACAUAUCAAACUCCUCUCUUAUCUUACUUAUAAUGUAUUUUAUGUGUUUUCAUUUCAUCUCUGUAUUGUGUUGAGUUUGUUGUGAUCUUGAAUGUUAAUGUAUUUUAUCAGUUUGUCCUUUAAUCACACCUAUGUGUGCUAGUUGUGUAUUAAAUUUUAAAUCUGUGGUCAUAAAUUGGUUAACAGAUUCUGACUUUGCUGUUUUUACUCUUUUAGUAACUUCAGUAGAUGAUUAUAGAGAUAAUAAAAGAUAGACAGUAAAGCUGAAACAUGACUACAGAGAUUUGAUCUCAUUCAGAGCAUCAGUGAAUAUACAGAUAUAAUUCAACACUUUUUAAUGUAAAGACAUCAAUGGCAUCUGUUUUUAUUUUAUUUUAUAUUAUUAACAUUUAAUAUCAUAAAACGUUACAGUCGAUAUUACGUGUUAUUUCUUUAUAAGCAGUCACGUGAUUAAUUGUAUGUUGUAUGACCUCUAGUGGUGAGAUGAGAAAACUGCAUUGAAUGUGAGACAUCAGAAGAUGAUAUUCAUUAUAUUAAAGUGGAGAAUUGCGUUAUUUUUAAUAAAACUAUAAGAUUAUUGAUUUGAUUGUGUGUUUUUAUUUAAUUCAGUGCAGUUUUUUUGUAUGAGAAAGUUUCACCUCAGAUAUCUACAGUAGUUCGGGUUGUGAAGAUCUUCAGAGGUUUGAGAAGUGAGACAGACUGAUCUGGAUUCUGUGAUAUU
Molecule: messenger RNA, 1732 nt
Organism: Misgurnus anguillicaudatus (oriental weatherfish)
Lineage: Eukaryota; Metazoa; Chordata; Actinopteri; Cypriniformes; Cobitidae
Source: RefSeq, a predicted model, not a curated record